Messenger RNA from Rangifer tarandus platyrhynchus (Svalbard reindeer), 2205 nucleotides. Lineage: Eukaryota; Metazoa; Chordata; Mammalia; Artiodactyla; Cervidae. The record is from the annotation of a GenBank genome assembly.
AUGGCGUCGGAGCGGCGCAAGGUCAAGUACCACUGGAGCAGCACUUCGGAUCGGAGUUCCCGCAAGCGCAGCUGCCUCCGGGAGCCCAGUGAUGUGGCCCCCUCCAGCCGCCCAGCUCACAGCUCUGUGUCGCGUUCAGGAGGGGCCAGCAGCCCCAAGCGCCUGAAAGCCCAGAAGGAGGACGAUGUGUCCUGGGGCUCAUCCCGCCGCAAAAGUUCCACCUCCUCCUCGCAUUCCCGCCGCAGAAGUUCCACCUCCUCCUCCUCCUCCCAUUCCUCUGGCCCAGGUGCGGGUGGGGCCGCCUGCAAACGAGGCCUGAUUCCGAGCUCAAAGGGGUUCCUUUCGUCAGGGGGAUCCCCUCUGCGCUCUGUCAGACCUUCUCUAGAAGAAAUGGCUUCUCUCGAGGAGGAAGCCUGCAGCCUUAAGGUUGAUUCCAAAGAUAGCCCUCGUAGCUCCGUGGAUUCUGAAUUGGAAGCGGAAGCGGAGGGUCAAAAUGGUACAAUGGAGGAACCACACAAGGUCCAGAAAAGGCAGAGGGAUAGACUUCGAGACCAGGGCUCUGCCAUGAUCUACCUAAAGGCCAUCCAGGGCAUCCUGGGAAAGUCGAUGCCAAAGAGGAAGGGAGAGGCGGCCCCAAGGGCAAAACCCCACAUAGCAGAGUGUCCCCGCCGCGGAGAGGGACCAGCCAGGAGUGUCAGCGUGGCUGCUCCUCAGAAAGAGAGCGAGUCCACCCCAGAGGUCAGAGCGGAGGAGGAGGACGCUGUGCUGGAGAAGAGCAGCUUCUGUGACAGGAGGGUGCUGAUAGACCCUCUGGAGAGACACAACGAGGAGCGCCUGGCUGGCCGAAGGGUGGCCACCGGGGCGUGCUCUCCACCCCUGGAGUUUCUGGAGGACUCUGACUCGCAUCUGAAUGGCCAAAAGCCUAAGGACCGGGAGGUGGUGAUGGAGCGCGCCUCUUCAGGAAGUGACUGGUCCGACGUGGACGACAUUUCCACGGCCAGGUUCUCUCAGGAGGAGCCCGUCUCCCUAAAACCCUCCGCCGUUCCAGAGGCUUCCGCCUUCGCCACGGACUACGUCAUGUACCCGGCUCACCUGUACAGCAGCCCCUGGUGUGACUACGCCAGCUACUGGGCCGGCGGUCCCAAGGCCCCCGGCUACCCCUCCGUGGGCCGCGGCGCCUCGCCCGCCUCGACGGUGAGCCCCCCGCUCACCUCCAGGGAGCCUGAGGCUGCCAAGGAAGGCAGAUCCCGGAAGUCUCGUUCGUCUCGUUUCUCCAGAAGCUCGGAAGAAGGAGAUGUGAAGGAGAAACGAACAUUCCAGGAGGACGUGCCUCCGCGUCCGGGUGAAGAACCUGCAUCUCACUCCCUGCCCAGGAGCCGUCGGGAGCCCCGGCUGGAGGGUUUCAUCGACACCCACUGUCACUUGGACAUGCUCUAUUCCAAGCUGUCAUUCAAAGGGACCUUCACCAGGUUCAGGAAGAUUUACAGCAGCUCCUUCCCUAAGGAGUUUCAGGGCUGCAUCUCUGACUUCUGCGAUCCUCGCACCCUGACCGAUGGCCUCUGGGAGGACCUGUUGCAGGAGGAUCUGGUGUGGGGGGCCUUUGGCUGCCACCCGCAUUUUGCACGUUACUACAGUGAGAGUCAAGAGAGAGAUCUUCUGCAGGCCUUGAGGCACCCCAAGGCCGUGGCAUUCGGGGAGAUGGGCUUGGAUUACUCUCACAAGUGCACCACGCCUGUCCCAGAGCAGCACAAGGUGUUUGAGAGGCAGCUACAGCUGGCCGUGUCUCUAAGGAAGCCCUUGGUGAUCCACUGCCGAGAAGCUGAUGAAGAUCUGCUGAAAAUCAUGAAAAAAUUUGUGCCUCCAGACUACAAGAUUCACCGGCACUGCUUCACCGGCAGCUACCCGGUCAUCGAGCCCCUUUUGGACCACUUUCCCAACAUGUCCGUGGGCUUCACAGCCGUCCUGACCUACUCCUCCGCCUGGGAGGCCCGGGAAGCUCUGAAACAGAUCCCACUGGAGAGGAUCAUCGUAGAGACGGAUGCUCCCUAUUUUCUGCCUCGACAGGUUCCCAAGAGCCUUUGCCAGUACGCCCACCCCGGCCUGGCCUUGCACACGGUUCGAGAGAUCGCCAGGGUCAAAGACCUGCCGCUCGCCAGCACCUUGGCCACCCUGCGUGAGAACACCUGCCGCCUCUACAGUCUUUAA